This is a messenger RNA of Trichobilharzia regenti, 5603 nucleotides long. NCBI's taxonomy places the organism in Eukaryota, Metazoa, Platyhelminthes, Trematoda, Strigeidida, Schistosomatidae. The record is from the annotation of a GenBank genome assembly.
AAACUAUUUAAAUAUCAGUGUGUGUUGUGUUUAAUUUGUGACGUUACAAACCGCAAUGACAGACAGCGCUUCAGAACUAGAAUUGGAGUCUGAUACGAGUUCUGUCGAUGGAACAAAGGAUUCACUGGUUACAAAUGAACAGUUCUUGCGUCGUAUUGAAUCAUUAAGACAAGAAAAUCGUGUUUUAAGAACUGAAGUGGAGACAUUGAAAUUAAAAGUUAAAGGACUGAAUGACUUAAACCAGCAAUUGCGUCGCAACAGUGUGAGUAUACAAGCUAAAGCAGAACAAGAAGAAGAAUACAUUAGUAAUACAUUACUAAAAAAGAUCACAGAGUUGAAGAAAGAGAAAGAGUCAUUGGCAUUAAAUUAUGAACAAGAAGAAGAGUGUCUAACAAAUGAACUUAGCCGUAAGUUCACCCAGCUCAGACAAGAAAAAGUUGCGUUAGAAAGAACUUUAGCACGUGAGCAAGAAAACCAGGUCAGCAAAUUAAUGAGGAGAAUUGAAAAGCUGGAAGCUGAUAUGAAUCAGAAACAAGACUGCUUGGAUCGACUUCGUAGAGAAAAAAUUGAAUUAGAGAAUGCUCUUGAGCAGGAACAAGAAGCUUUAGUGAACAGACUGUGGAAGAAAAUGGAAAAGCUAGAAUCAGAAAAGAGAAUUUUGCGAGAAAAACUUGAAACUGUUGGAGCCCCUUUGCCAAAUUUGUCAUUAUGCGAAAAUCUUAGCUUCAAUUCAGAUGGUAUUAGUUCACCUGGUAAUUCAGCAAUUCCUCGACCUACCAGUAGUGGGCCCGGAAGUUUGCGCAGCUCCUUCAGACAGCAUGCCGACCCAUUGCAAGCUUCACCUUCUGGUUCAGUUGCUGUCUCAUUACCAACAACCACCUCUCCUAUUUCUCCUGGUAAAGUUUCUGUUUCAUCUGCUGGUGAAGAAAAAGUUCCUCAGUCAAAUCAAAGUUCAUCCAUUUUAAAUGACGAUGUUUGCCAAAAGCCAAAUGUAUCAGAAUGUAACGGUGCACCCUUCCCAUUACCACCACAAAGUCCUAUGGAUAUUGAUGCUUUAGACCCCAAUGCAAGCGGUGCAGCCAGUCCCAGUGGAAGUCUUCAGUCUUUACCCGCUAUUUCGAAUCAUCUUCAUUCCUCAAGCUGUCUUUCAACAACAUCUGUUAAUAAUGUACCCACGACUCAAGAUCAUUCAGCUUCUAACCAGACACAAGAUACGGCUCAUAGUACUGCAGUUCAUGUCAUUUCAACCUCAUAUGUUAAUCGCUUACGUGAUGAAGUAUGUCGUCUUCGUCAGCUACUUCAACGUUAUGAAGCAGAGUCUGCCUGUAAAAUGCCUGAAUAUGAAUCAGAAGAAAAAUCAGUUGCUGAGGAAAAUCGUCGCUUGAGAAAGCUACUUCAAGUUGAAAAAGAAAGGCGUGAAGCAUUGUCCAGACAGUUGAGUGAAAGUGAAUCAAGUUUAGAAAUGGAGGAUGAAAGGUACCCGAAGAAUCAGUCAAUUUCCACGUUAUGGGCAGCCGGGAAGUAACAACCACCCACACACUUCCAACAGCACACAAAGCCUUCCUGAACAUCAUUCUCCUUUACCCACAUCACCAUCAUCUUAUUCCCCUACUACUACAGGUAGGACUAUUCUUCAGGCUAGUGAGGCAUCUUCAAUUCACUUUGUGACCACAAACAACCAUGAGAGCCAUAGAAAGACACCAGAUAGCCAUUUGAAGCCACGUCACUAACUUCACGAAGGAGCUCUCAACGUCAGGACCCUCUCCCAAAUCGGACAACAGGCAUCACUAGCAAUUUAACGAAGCUAGUCGCACCUCCCGUUUGAGAACAAUUUCUGAUUGUACACCACCAUUUCUGCCUCAUGUUCACAAUAAUACGUCUUCAUCUCUGUAUGGUCCUGGUCAUGCAUUUGCUGUUGCAGUUGCUGCUAGCGUUAGUGGUUCGCGAGUUUGUCGCGAAUGUGGUCAACCACUCAAUUCUCCUUGUUCAGGCGAUGCAUCAGGCGGUCGAUCAUUGUCUACAUCACUUCAUAAUUCAUCUUAUGCAGGUAGUACGCGUAACUGUCCUGGCCGUUGCUGCUCUCCAGUCAGCAAUUUAAGUACCUCAGAAAUUCAGGGAAUUCAAGCCUCAAACUCGCCAUCAACACCAACGACAUCCUCCAUCAACAGUGAUCGUUUUGUUAAGCCAAUUUAUCCAGCUGCUGCUAGUCCACAGCAAAAUGCAUUCUUUUACAACAGAAUGCCAUCCUCUUUGUCCCCUGAUAGUAAUCGAAGUUCUGCAUCAGAAAAACGAUUCUCAACAAUUGGGAUCAAUUGCAAAGAUAUCCAAAAGCAGUUAGAUUUUGAAGAUGGAGAUGAAGAAGACGAUGCUCGAUGUGUCACACCUCCAAGCUGUCGAACUUAAUAUGCAGUAGAAAUAUUGAUAAAUAUUUAUUAUGUACAGCAUUCUUACUAAAAAAAGAAGGAUAACUUUUGUUUUGUCUUCUCUUAAGCGACACGCUGAGCAUAAUGUAUUAGCUCUAUCUUCUUCAUUCCUACUUUAUCGCUCUAAUUGUAACAUAUCGUACAAGUUUUAUCUCUGCUUCAUAAUUUUAAAUUACUCAUCUAUACUGGUUAUUUUAAUUUUUCUUUGACGCAGGAUUGUUGUUUUAUAAAUUUUAAAUUACAUUCACAUAACUGAGUACUUUAUCGGAAUUAUGUACUAGUUUGGUUUUUAUUUAGUUUUAUUUGUUGGACAUAAAACUCUCCGAAAGUGUUUUCUUUAUUAUUUAAUUAGCACUUCAUAUCGUAUUUAGUUACUGUGAUCUAAUUAAUAUACAUCCAUACAACAAAGACUGCUUACUACCUACCUGUAUGUUUGUGUCUAAAUUUAUGUUUUCAGUUUUCAAUUUAUUUACCCUUGACGUAUAUUACUGUAAAUUAAAUUCUUUUUAGUUUUUCUUUCUUUCGAGCCAAGUGUGUACGGAUGCCUACCAAAUACAUUUAUCUUCUGUAUUUGUCUCUGUCCCUGUCUGUCUCUGAUAUUUUUUUUUAUUCAAAAGUUAUUGUUUAAGUAAUUGACAUAGUUUUUAUGCAUAUAUGAAUGUAGAGUGUUACUAGGUUUCACUCAAGAUAUUCUGUUGUUUUAAACCUUUCUGCUUUCAUUUUUAUACGAAUAUUAGUUGAGGAGAGUGGGAGGAAGAGAGAGAUAAAGAUGUUUUCUCAGUCCUACAAUAAAAAAGUUUUUUAUCCUGACGUUUAUGCUUUAACCGUUUGUUGUUGCUUCCUUACAUGUUUAAAUGUUUAACUGUUUGUGCGCAUAUUUGUACUGCCCUAGCGCCAACAAAAUGAAAAAAAGCCAUACCGUUUUAUGUUGCUAAAUUGUUCGCCGUUAUCUUUUGUAAAUUGUCCUCUCUCUCUCUCUCUCUAGUACAAUGAUGAUUAUGGUAGGUUCAUCGAUCUCACUUGACACGUACUCACUUUGAUGGUCAGAAAUUUUUAUUUCUUUUAUUUCUGUGAUGUUAUGUGUUUCUUAUGUUUUCUCUUCAAAAACAAUUUAAUUUUUAUUUAUUCAACAAUGUGCUAAUAUUGUCAUGCCUGUUUAUCGCAUUUGAGACAAAAUUAAAGUUGAUUGUUAAUGAAAAUUAAAACCGUAUCAUUCAAUGUUAAUGAUAAAAAUAAUAAGGUUGACUACUAAUAGUGUUUUGAAAUUUUUCUAUUUAGUUUGUAUGUUUAUUUGUAUGAAUGUGUAUAUUAUUAUUAUUAUUUUAUAAACCAGACACUUGUAUUUACGGUAUGAAAAAGCACGUCAAAUCGCUUUUACUUUUUAAAAUUAUUCUAGCGGUCUAUUCAUUCGUAUCGCUGUACAUUUUAUAUCCUUGUAUAUAUAUAUAUAUAUCCCUUUUCAUAGGUGAUGAUAAUAGCUAUGGCACCGAGUAAUUGGACUUGUUUGUCUUGUAUGCAGUCGUAGGUUAAUAUAAAGUAUAAGUGGAAGAAUUUUACAUUAGAAAAUCAUGUAUUACUUAAUCAAUUACUUAACAUCUUACAGUGUUGAGAAUAAACAUUGUCAAUGCUGUAUAAUUAUUCUGAGAAUAUUGGAGGAUUUUCAUUAUGUUUCAGUCGAAUUAUAGUGUUCAUUAUCUUUUAGAUUAUCUUGAAAAUGACACUUUAUGGACUGAUAGAAUUCAAUCUGCACCAAAGAGAAGACUAGACACAUCACACUAGUUACUAGUGUCAAAUCAACAUUCAGUGUAUAUUACUCAUUCAACAUUAUCCAAAGUAUGGUGUUGUAAAUUAUGAUGAUAUAUUCGUAACCCCAGUGUGGUUUCUGGUGUAUCAAAUUACUUUGGUUACCUGUUUAUAUAUAUAUAUAUAUAUAUAUAUAUAUAUAUAUAUAUAUAGCGUGAUUAUCAGCAUCUGACUAGUCUAGUCUCACCGCUUCCUAUUUUCCUGAGAAAACUGUUUAUUACAUCGAAUAAAUGAAGCUAAUAUUCCACUAUAUUAUAUCACAUACUUUGGAACUAGUUUGUAUGUUCGAAUGGGUAAAGAUGGAUUUUUUCGAUGGUUAAAUAAUAGAAAUUAUUGUUAUUUACUGUAUACCCCUCCUUCAUAAAUUUAUUUUUAAAGAUCCUUUAGGUGCACUGCUUGUCUCAGUAUAUUUUUCAUCUUUAUCUUUCUACUGUCCAAAGAAAUAUUUAUAUGUCGGCUAGCGCAUUAAGUGUAAUUGCAGCAUUGUUCAGUUAUAGAGAAACUGUUCAAAUGUGUUUCAUUGGCAAUAAGUGGAUACCUAACAUUUCACAUAUGCUCGCGUUCUGGAUAUUAAUGUCCUUCACUGUAGCUCAGGGGUAAACUGAGGUCUCCUUUAGACUAUAUACAUGCAACCUGUUCGGAUGUUAACAUGCAUGUAUUCUCAUACACAGAAGCUAACCACAGGUAAUUGCGAACUGAAAGACAGGUUUAUGUCUAAAUUUUUCAUGACUGAUUAAUCAAAAUGAGUGGUCACCACUGCUGGCUUUCUUGCUGUAUAACGUAAACGUCCAACCACCGUUUUAGCCCAUCCAAAAUUACUAGCAUUUUCACUAGCGUUUAAUCAGUUAUUUCUUUUUGUUACACUUUUCUAUUGCAGAGUCUUUACACUUCUGUUCCCUUAUUUUAUGUAUUAUAACUUUUUAAAGUUUUGCUAGACUGAUAUUGAAUCAUCGUUUUUAUCCUUUUUUGAUAACCUCGAUAAUUUUUUAUUAUUAAACGAAAAAUACAACUAUUUGUUGAGUCUAGUAUGUCAUUAUAACCACCUAGCUCUCUGUCCUAGUAUUACUUACUUUCAAUCAUCUUGCAAACUAUUACUGCAAGCUUUCAAUUGUAACUUGAAUAGGAUUAAUUUAGUACAGAUUACAGUUGCUCUUGUUCACUUUUUACCAUUAGUCGUUGAAGUGCAGAAAUUGUAUCACUAUUUUGAUUACUUUUCAUUUAUCGUAUUUUCUACGGUCAGUCAGUAAUACUGAUAUUCAACAUAAAUAAAGUAUGCUAUAAAGUAAACUAUCCUAAUAAUAAUAAGUAAACUUUUGAUAGAGAAAGAAAGACGUGAUUUGCAGUGUAUAAAAAGAUAUCAUUCUAUUUCACAGGUUC